GUCAAAAUGACAAAACUAAAUAGAAUGCUGUACCGUUUUAUCGUGUUGUUGCGAAUAGUAUACUCUGUAGUUGCAGUGGAUUACUGUUCCUUGUGCGAAAAUAGAUCACAUACAUUGUGUUUAUAUCCUAAUAGUGGUCCAGGGCCUAAUUGUUUAGAAUAUAAAAAAGUAUCCUUAUCAAGUGAAGAAAAACAGUAUAUUGUAGAGAUACAUAAUGAUAUUCGAAAUUUCGUAGCGUCAGGCUUUGAAAAACAAGGAAAACUUGGAGGUCUACCACCUGCUGCUAAUAUGAUGCCAUUGGAAUGGGACGAGGAGUUAGCAACAAUAGCUCAAAGAUGGGUAGAUCAAUGUAUACCACUAAACGCAAGUGGACAACAUGACCUUUGCAGACAAUCGAGUCAAUACAAAUAUGUUGGCCAAAAUGCUGCGAGUUCAUUGCUAAAGAAGGAUGAAGAGACAGAAUUUGAUAUUUUCAUAUUAAAAUGGUAUCAAGCAGUAAAAAAUGUUAUUCCGUCCGAUAUACAAAAAUUUGAAGGAUUUUAUCGAGGAAGAAAAGUAAUAGGGCAUUAUUCCCAAAUGGUAUGGGCAAAUAGUAAAGCUAUUGGAUGUGGUGCUGCAAUAUAUAAAGCAAAACUGGGCAAUUUUUAUCACCAAAGGUUUAUUUGUAACUACGGUCCUGGAGGAAAUGUACAAGGGCAACCAAUUUACAUAAGAGGAAAACCUUGCUCAAAAUGUCCUAACCAUAAGUGCGAUAAUUUUCGAAAAAAUUUAUGUGAAAGUUUGGAAUUAUCAAACUACACAAGCAUUGAAAAUCAAACUCAUCUAGAUUUUGACGAAAUUGAGAAUAAGUUUAAUGACAGUACUUGUAUAAUAAUCCCAGGAGGCAGCACAUCGCAUGAAUGCAAAGAAAUUUUAGGAAACGGGUCUCUUACAAAAGAACCUACUGUAUGGAAAGUAAGUUCGGCGGUUACAACAGUAAAACGUACAAACCAGACGAAACAACCAGACAAUAAAUUUAUCAGUAAAUAUAAAAGAGCUUUGGGUAAAUGGUACCAAGGAGAAUGUAGAUGUGACAUCAUAUAUCGAUCAAAAUCGAUUAGUCUGUCUCCCUUCUUAUCCCUAAUACUUGUAUGUCUUAAUAUUGUAUUACGAAGUAAAUAG
This is a messenger RNA of Diabrotica balteata, 1161 nucleotides long. The record is from the annotation of a GenBank genome assembly. Lineage: Eukaryota; Metazoa; Arthropoda; Insecta; Coleoptera; Chrysomelidae.